Messenger RNA from Tuber aestivum (summer truffle), 4421 nucleotides. The record is from the annotation of a GenBank genome assembly. Lineage: Eukaryota; Fungi; Ascomycota; Pezizomycetes; Pezizales; Tuberaceae.
AUGACAUCCAGAUUCUCAGCUUCGAGUGCUGCUGCUACUACGGCGGCAGCAGCGGCGCAGAGUCCACUUGUUUAUCGGUCUACGGCUGAAGGCGGAGGGGUGCCAGCUGGAGUACCAGGGAGGGGGGGGAGGUGGAGACGGUGUGCGCUCUCCACGAAAUAACAUGAACGGUGGGGCUUCGAGCGCUGGUGCCCCGCGAAAGCGGCCUGCGAGGCCUCCAUCCAUGAAUGUGCCGCCGGAGCCGCCGCUGCAGAAUAUAAGUCGAAGGAACUCGCUACUACCAGAUAAUCUCCAGGAUGCUACAAAAGUGCUUGUUCCAUUACCGGCAGACGCGGACUCAUCGCCCUGGCAUAACGUCCCGCUCGCGUUUGCACUCUUACCCGCCCUCGGAGGUAUACUCUUUACUAACGGGAGUUACUUUUUCACGGAUGUUAUUCUUAUCUUCCUGGUGGCGGUGUUUUUGCACUGGCUGGUUAAAUUCCCGUGGUUAGUUCUACUUGGGGGUCCGCUCUGGGAUGGGGAGAGGGGUCGCUAAUCCAAAGGGCGAUGACAGGGAGUGGUAUAACAGUUCUCAAGCCUUACGGUACGAGCAAGAUGCGUUUGGAGCCCUGGCGACGCCGGGGGAGUUCCUGGGGGAUAGAGAUGCACCGGGUGCGACACGGUCUGCACACGAAGAGAGGUUAAGGGCCGCUGCUGCCAGGGAAUUGCGGAUGAAUGAGAUGCUAGCUCUUCUAGCCUGCUUUGUCGGUCCAUGUGUUGGGGGUUGGCUACUGCAUGCUAUCAGGUCGCAGUUGUCUAGGCCGAGCGAAGGGCUUGUGUCAAACUUCAAUCUCACAAUAUUCGUUCUUGCAGCAGAGCUCAGGCCUGCGGCUCAAGUGGUCAAGCUGAUUCGGAACAGGAGCUUGUAUCUUCAUUCGGUUGUGCAUCACCCACCGACGACUAGGAUGGAUGCUUUGGAGGCAAGGUUGGAGGAAUUGAACGCUGAGGUUCGAGAUCUCACAUUGAUGACGACCAAGGCUGUGGAUAGAGAUUCUCAUUUGGAUGCUUUGACGAGUAGGGCUUCCUGCCGAUAGCGGAUGUCUGCCCUAAGGGAACAGACUGCUGAUUCAGGCUCCCAGGAGCGGUGCGCCGCUACGAAAAACGAGAGACGGUUCAUUCCGCUCAAACGGAGAAUCGGAUCCUUGAAAUAGAUAAUCGUCUGAAUGAUGUCCUUACUCUCACUGCUGCCGCUUCUGCUGGGCAAAAGCACACCACAUUCUCGAUGACCCUGUUCCAGUGUGCCUGCGCUGCGAUCGUCAUCCCGUUCUCGCUGACCUGGAGACUUAUCAGUUUGCCGGCCAGGGCCGUGGAAGCCUUAGCGGGGUUCAGUAGAAACCAGCGAUUGCUAAGGGUGGGGCGUCGUCAGCAGCCAAGAUUGAGGGGUAGGCCGAGAAUCGCGAAAUCUAAAGAUGCGGAGAGUUGAGACGAUGUUUGCCGGCUUGGUAGGGGAGGCCUAACCACGAACUCUAUCGCCUGUGGGAGUAACGCAGGAGGCAUCUGACGCACGUGCUGAUGGAGGAAAUGUCAAGGAUCUUUAUUAAUCCCGGGGCGUUUUGUUUGCUUUUUCCCUCUAUUCCUCCUGUCUUUCAUUCUUUCCAUUUCCAUUUCCAUCUCUACUCACUGGGGUCACGGGAGAAAUUGAGAUGCAUAGCACGGUGCGCCAGCGUAGAGUCGCUGUUAAGUGGCGGGAGGUUUGUGCUGUAGGUUAGAUAACCAUUCGACUUCGAACCUCAAUAUUCGGGAGAUGGUGCCUUCGAUGCAAUGCAGGGCAGAAAGAGAUGAGAGGAGAAUAGCACAUCUGCGAGGAACGAUGCAACUGGCCUCGAGCGCUGACUCGUAUUGGGGAAAAUUUCGGAGAAAAGUGCAGAUUUGUUAGGACCCCAUAAUUCGGUCAGCCAAUGCGGUGGUCUAAUCGAUAACGUAAGAAGUGAAGCCGAGCAAUCCCACACAUGUCAUCCGGCUAUCAUAUGACAUGGCGGGUUAGAAGAUUAGGAGAUUUUUUUUCCUCCUGGGGGGGGGGGCAAAGGAGGGGAAAUCUUUAGUCAUGAGCCAAAUAAUUCUUCCGGCCGGAGGAAAGAGAGAUUCAUGCCUGCUGGGGGGAUUACCGGUGCUCGUAUCAUAUCAUACAAGAACAUACUACCGUACUCGAGCACACUAAGGCGGGAGGAAAACCUGACAAGUUUAAAAGGGAUGAGAAAAGGAGAGGAUAGCCUUGGAGAUCUACCGUAGAACCGCUACUGUCUAGGGCUUAGAGAUGUAACGAUGGAGAGCGGGAGAGUUGAUCCAUUGCCCAUUUGCUUGCCACUGGCCCGGGGAGGAGUCCUGGUAUGAAGCAAGAGAUAAGCAAUCAUAUCCGUGGACAGCCAGAAAAUGGAGGGUGGGUGGAUAGAGGAGCCCCGGAUCCUCAGAACGAUCCCAUACUGCGGAACCUCAAGCAAUUGAACCAUGUGCUGCCGGCACGAUACCGGUGUGUCGUUCGAGUUGUCCUAUCCGGCGAUGUCUGGUCUCUCAGAGGCUGAACCACUCACCCUUUGCUGUGCUUUUCGCACCUUCUCCAGGGAAGGAAAUUUUGGACUACCGAGCACACGGCCCAACCGUCUGACAUUCUUCCGUGGUCGUACUAACGAAAAAGGAUGAGAGAUAAAAAAAAUCAAAAGAUAAUUCCCCCCACAUCUCCUCUUUUCUACAUUGUAAAUGUCUACAGAGCCCUCCCAACCACGGGCCGGGAGAAGGGACAAGAGAAAGCAAAGGGAUGAAACAAGAGAGUAUCGUAGAAAUUCAAAAAAAUUUACUCUGCCCUACUGAUCUUUCCCCUUUUCGUGGUUGCCUGUCGAGUUCUGCCCUGUCGAGCCUUUCCUCUUUCUUCACCCCUUCCAGCGCACUACAUUUAAGCUUGUCGUCGACUCAUAAUUCUCUCGACUCUCUCCACCCUUCUCAUUCUUCCUCGCCCCCCCCCCCCUAANAACCUUCUCAAGCACCAACGACCCGCCUCCAAUCCGUCUGUCCACUGGUUAACUUAGCUUCUACCAAUAUGUCGACCGCAUUAGCUGUUAACGGCAAUCACGAGCGUAGUGCUCCGUCAACUGACUUUACCGUCAAGACUGGUCUUGCCCGUAUGCUUAAGGGAGGUGUCAUCAUGGACGUUGUGAAUGCAGCGCAGGUAUAGCUGGGUCCUUGAUGAUAUCUUUCCGAUUAUUGAUAGUUGGUUAGGCAAGAAUUGCGGAGGAAGCUGGCGCCUGUGCUGUCAUGGCACUCGAACGUGUCCCCGCUGAUAUCAGGGUUCAAGGCGGUGUUGCCAGAAUGUCCGAUCCCAAACUCAUCAAGGAGAUCAUGGAGGCUGUCACUAUUCCUGUCAUGGCGAAGGCGAGAAUUGGCCACUUUGUCGAGUGCCAGGUAUGUUUGAGCGCAUCGAAACCUCAACACCCAGAGAUUGCUUUGCUCAUUUAAUUUCAAGAUUUUGGAGGCUUUGGGCGUGGAUUACAUUGACGAAUCCGAAGUUUUGACCCCCGCCGAUAAUACCCACCACGUUGUUAAGCAUGGCUUCAAGGCUCCUUUCGUCUGUGGGUGCAGGAACCUUGGUGAGGCUCUUCGCAGGAUUAGUGAAGGCGCCGCUAUGAGUGAGGAUCUCUGAACCUUCGAUUCAGUUGGUUGGACGGCUAAUGGUCUUCAGUCCGCACCAAGGGUGAAGCGGGAACUGGUGACGUUGUUGAGGCAGUUAAGCACAUGCGAACUGUCACUGCUGAGAUCCGCAGAGCUACCCUGAUGUCCGACGAGGAACUCUAUGUCUACGCGAAGGAAAUCGGCGCGCCAUUCGAUCUCCUCAAGGAAACCGCCAAACUCGGCCGCCUUCCUGUAGUUAACUUUGCUGCCGGAGGUGUCGCCACCCCCGCUGACGCUGCGCUCAUGAUGCAAUUGGGAUGCGACGGUGUCUUUGUCGGCAGCGGAAUCUUCAAGAGCGGAAACGCGGCAGUUAGGGCGAAGGCAAUUGUUCAAGCCGUCACUCAUUACAACAACCCCAAGGUCCUGGCUGAGGUUAGCUGCGAUCUGGGCGAAGCGAUGGUUGGCCUCAACGUCGACGCUUUGCCAGAGUCUCAGAAGCUCGCGAAGAGAGGCUGGUGAUGAUGUUGUUUUCUUCGGGAAGGGGCGUGAGGUGGUUUUCUGGUUUUCUUUGCGAUGAUCUUGCCCGAAUUGAGUCCACGUUCUAGCAGGAUCUAGCACUUGAUGGGGGUUAGCAGCCGGUUCCUGGACUGUAUAUCAAACUUUUAUACUCUGCACCUAUGAGCUGAGAGUGGUCUUUGUGCUUGAUUCCCGUGUUCAUUUUUUGGGUCCACAAAAAUAUUUAUAAAUAUUCGCUAUUUUUUAUUUUUAUUUUUGUUCCUAUU